ACUCAAACAUCGACGUGCAACCCGACAACAAUCAGCCAUCAUGUCUGCCAACAACAACAACAACACUACUAACGCUUCUACCCUCAAGUCCUACGUUGACUCGGUCACCGGUGCCGUUCAGAAUGCCGUAGGCAAUCUCACCGACAGCCGUCGCGACGAGGUUGAGGGCAAGACCAAGCAGGACAAGGCUCAGGCCGAGCACGACGCAUCCCACGCCGCUGUCAAACUGCCCGGUGCAACCGUGUCCGCCCAGGGCGUGGCCAAGGACCACCCCGACCGCACGACAGGCUCGUGGAACCAGACGGUCGGGUCCACCAAGGAGGCUCUUGGCAACAUCGUCGGCAACGAGAAUCUCAAGCAUUCUGGCCGCCAGCAGAACCGGACCGGGCAGGAGCAGGAGGCGCGCGGGCAGCUCAACGACUUCGCCUCGGGCGCGGGCGACCGCGUGACAGGGGCGGUGGGCUCCGCCGUGGCGGGCCUGACGGGCGACCGGGCCAAGCAGGCCGAGUAUCAGGACCGGCACGACACGGGCAAGACGCAGCAGCGCGGGGCCGAGCACGAUAUCCAGAAGCAGGCUGAGGCUCGUCCGCAGUACUGAUACUCCUUUCCUGUUUUUCUCUUUCCAAUUUCCGGUCGUUGAGGUCGCGGGAUAUGGUGCGUGGAAGAACGGGCGUGUUCGAUGAUGAUACCCUGGAAUAAUGAAGUGAGUAUUCGUUCCUCACAUUGAACUCUGAUGAGAGGAGGGAGGUGGUUCCGGCGUAGCAUGGAUUUUAGGCAGCAGAAUCUCGAAAUUUUGCGUUGAACCAACACAUCAAGAUGGUGGUGGGUUCGCUAAGAAGCAAGUGACUUCGGAAGGACACAGCGGAAAC
This is a messenger RNA of Parathielavia appendiculata, 869 nucleotides long. RefSeq lists its product as uncharacterized. NCBI's taxonomy places the organism in Eukaryota, Fungi, Ascomycota, Sordariomycetes, Sordariales, Chaetomiaceae. The transcript is spliced from 3 exons. The coding region runs from base 41 to 598 and encodes 185 amino acids. The record is from RefSeq and is a predicted model, not a curated record.